AAAGAACUUCUCGAACAUUCUGCAGCAGUCUAAGUCUAACUUCAAGAUCAAAAAGUUUCAUAAUGUGGUUUAAAUAUUUGAGAGAGCCAACUCCAUCGGAUGUUCUAGCUUCCGGCGAGGCUUUCCAUUACUUUGAGAACGGGAUGUCUUGUCUGGGUUGGAUACCCCCCGCAAGAUACGAAAAAAUUUACAAAAUUUUAGCAAUAUUUUUUUUUGUCUGGACCGUUUAUUACGUUCCUACUGGGAUCAUAUUCAGUUUUGUCUUAGACAUGGAACACUUAAGCCCCAGUGAGCUCCUAACCGUUCUCCAACUAUUUGUCAACGCUUGUGGGUCACCUUUCAAAGUGUUUUUCCUAAAGACCUAUCUAUGGCGAUUUCAAAGGACCAAAGAACUUUUUGGUCAAAUGGACGAACGCUGUUCUACUUUGGUGGAGCGCUUUGAGAUCCAUCGUUGGGUUGUCCGCUGCAACAGGGCUUACCUGAUGUAUGAAUCUCUGUAUGUAGGAUAUGGCAUAUCAACUUUCUUGUCAGCUGUCCUUUCGGGAGGCCUGCCCUGGCGCAUCUAUACACCAUUCGUGGAUUGGCGACAAAGCCUUACAAGUUAUUGGAUAUGUGUCCUUCAUGAGACUAUUCUUAUGCUCUUCGCUGUUUCUCAAAAUGUUCUAAUCGAUGUUUACUCCUUUUUGUGUGGAAUAAUGCUAAAAGUUCAUAUCACACUGUUGAUAAAGAGAGUGGAGAGGCUUUGCACAGAUCCUGAAAAAAGCGAUGAGGAAAAUCUAAAGGACUUGGUCGACUGCAUCGAGGAUCACAAACUUAUCAAGGAAUGCGCCCAAAUGAUUCGUCCUGUCAUCGCCGGCACAAUUUUCGUUCAGUUUCUUCUGAUUGGCGUUUCCUUGGGUUUUUCCAUGAUAAAUCUCUUCUUUUUCGCUGACUUAUGGGCAGCUUUGGCCACAUUGGCUUACAUCAUUGGUCUCAUCAUGCAGACCUUUCCUUUCUGUUUCGUUUGUGACUUGAUUAAAGCGGAUUGCGAACUCCUACAGAUGGCCAUAUUCCAUUCAAAUUGGCUUGAUAGCAGUAAAAAAUACAAGACCUCCUUGAUCUUAUUCUUGAUGAAUGCUCAACAGUCUAUUGUCUUUACAGCUGGCAAGAUAUUUCCCAUAACUACAAAUACCAAUGUUAAGGUGGCCAAACUGGCAUUUUCGGUUGUUACUUUAGUAAAUCAAUUUAAUCUAGCUGAGAAGUUGGCAACUAACUAA
Molecule: messenger RNA, 1256 nt
Organism: Drosophila eugracilis
Lineage: Eukaryota; Metazoa; Arthropoda; Insecta; Diptera; Drosophilidae
Product: odorant receptor 98a-like
Exons: 3
Coding region: 63-1256 (397 amino acids)
Biological process (GO): sensory perception of smell; detection of chemical stimulus involved in sensory perception of smell
Cellular component (GO): plasma membrane
Molecular function (GO): olfactory receptor activity; odorant binding
Source: RefSeq, a predicted model, not a curated record